Messenger RNA from Choloepus didactylus (southern two-toed sloth), 972 nucleotides. RefSeq names its product eukaryotic translation initiation factor 2 subunit 1-like. The transcript has a single exon. The coding region runs from base 17 to 961 and encodes 314 amino acids. NCBI's taxonomy places the organism in Eukaryota, Metazoa, Chordata, Mammalia, Pilosa, Megalonychidae. The record is from RefSeq and is a predicted model, not a curated record. Gene Ontology annotation, cellular component: eukaryotic translation initiation factor 2 complex; multi-eIF complex; eukaryotic translation initiation factor 2B complex. Gene Ontology annotation, molecular function: RNA binding; ribosome binding; translation initiation factor activity.
GGACACAUACCUCAGAAUGCCAGGUUUAAGUUGUAGAUUUUAUCAACACAAGUUUCCUGAGGUGGAAGAUGUAGUGAUGGUGAAUGUAAGGUCCAUUGCUGAAAUGGGGGCUUAUGUCAGCUUGCUGGAAUACAACAACAUCGAAGGCAUGAUUCUUAGUGAGUUGUCCAGAAGGCGUAUCCGUUCUAUAAACAAACUUAUCCGAAUUGGAAGGAAUGAAUGUGUGGUUGUCAUUAGAGUGGACAAAGAAAAAGGCUAUAUUGAUUUGUCAAAAAGAAGAGUUUCUCCAGAGGAAGCAAUCAAAUGUGAAGACAAAUUCACCAAAUCCAAAACUGUUUACAGCAUUCUUCGUCAUGUUGCAGAGGUGUUAGAAUAUACCAAGGAUGAGCAGCUGGAGAGCCUGUUCCAGAGGACUGCCUGGGUCUUCGAUGACAAGUACAAGAGACCCGGAUAUGGUGCCUAUGAUGCAUUUAAGCAUGCAGUCUCAGACCCAUCUAUUUUGGAUAGUUUAGAUUUGAAUGAAGAUGAACGGGAAGUACUCAUUAGCAAUAUUAAUAGGCGUCUGACCCCACAAGCUGUCAAAAUUCGAGCAGAUAUUCAAGUGGCUUGUUAUGGUUAUGAAGGCAUUGAUGCUGUAAAAGAAGCCCUGAGAGCAGGUUUGAAUUGUUCCACAGAAACUAUGCCCAUCAAGAUUAAUCUAAUAGCUCCCCCUCGGUAUGUGAUGACUACAACAACCCUGGAGAGAACAGAAGGUCUCUCUGUCCUCAAUCAAGCUAUGGCUGUUAUCAAAGAAAAGAUUGAGGAAAAGAGAGGUGUCUUCAAUGUUCAAAUGGAGCCCAAAGUGGUUACAGAUACAGAUGAAACUGAACUUGCAAGGCAGCUGGAGAGGCUUGAGAGAGAAAAUGCAGAAGUGGAUGGAGAUGAUGAUGCUGAAGAAAUGGAAGCCAAAGCUGAAGAUUAACUUUGUGGAAA